AUGGUUCUGAUUGUUAAUGAAUUUUUUUGCCGUAGGGUGAGACCGCUGGGAGAAAAGGAGCUUCGAAGAAACGACCCGUCAGUCAUCAGCUUCCCAGGGAACGGUCAAAUAAUGCUGGACGGUCUGAGCGGGGUACCAGGACACACAGGUGGGAAGUCAAAACUCUUCUCCUACAACGUGGUGUUCGAGCCGGGGGCCACCCAGGAGGAUGUCUUCCAGUUCUCCGGGGUUAAGAGACUAGUAGGGAUGGCAGUCGAGGGUUUCAGUACGACGGUCUUCUGCUAUGGUCAGACCGGAAGCGGAAAGACCCACACUCUUACCGGACCUCCGGGGCUGGUUGAGAAGAACGCCGAUCCUUUCUCUCCCAAUCAUGGACUUGUAUUUCGCUCUUUCAUGUACCUCUUCCAAACUCUUCAAGAGAUGAGGGACACGCACUUCGUUCUUAAAGCGUCAUUCCUCGAGAUCUACAACGAGAAGGUAAUAGAUCUGUUAAACCCUGGCACAGCGCGGAAGCCUUUAGCAGUGAGAUGGUCCAAGAAGUGCGGAGGAUUCUUCGUCGAGAAUCUCUUCACCGUCGACUGCGAAGAACUUGAUGACCUCCUUGCUGUUUUGGAAGAAGGUAUGAGGAACAGAUCGGUAGGAAGUCACAGUAUGAAUGAACAUUCCAGCAGGAGCCAUACGAUACUAACCGUUAAUAUUACUUCGGAACAACAGUGUAACUAUAUUCAACCACUGCAGAGGAACUCCAAAAUCGGGGAACUCCAAUGGAAUUAG
Homalodisca vitripennis (glassy-winged sharpshooter) is the source of this 774-nucleotide messenger RNA. RefSeq names its product kinesin-like protein KIF12. The transcript has 6 exons. Gene Ontology annotation, molecular function: microtubule motor activity; microtubule binding; ATP binding. The coding region runs from base 1 to 774 and encodes 257 amino acids. Gene Ontology annotation, biological process: microtubule-based movement. NCBI's taxonomy places the organism in Eukaryota, Metazoa, Arthropoda, Insecta, Hemiptera, Cicadellidae. The record is from RefSeq and is a predicted model, not a curated record.